UCGCGAGACGGUCGAUUGCAAAGUUCGUUCGCGUAAAUUGUUGGCGCGUCGUGCGUUGUUUCUUGCUUGUUUUGGAUGCGCGCCCCAUGCGCUAAACGCUCAAGAGGAACCAGACAGAGCCGGGAGCCAAGUUCACAACUCUAGAAGAACAAGAGAUGCUGUUUUUCGAACGAUACUCAUCCUAGAGUUGAUCUGCGGCAUUCUGUCUUCGACAGAAAAUUCCCUUAGUAUAACAAGAAUAUCCCGUCAGUUAUCCAUUUAGUGAAAGGAAAAUCGAAAACGAUACAAAUAACACAAAAAGGUGGAGAUUUUUGCCAACUUUUAAGUUUCACUAUCAACAACUGCACAGGAGCAUCGAAAGUGGUGCUGCUGAUGUGUGAUUGCAAUCAAACCGGUACAUCACUUAUCUCGUUGCACUGGUUGUGUCGGUUUGGCGGAAUUGUGCGGUGCACUAUCGGUUGAUAAAACAAGUGCAGCGCGAGAAGUAAAAAUCAGAAGGAAAAAACCAAACGGUGUUGAUAGAAAAAAGAGUAACAUAAAAAGUAAUCCAACAAUUUAUGGUGAAGAGAAAACAGUGCAAUUCUUUCGCUACAGCAACAUCGGUUGCCGUUUUCGAUUGGAAGACGACUGCUUUCGAUCAGGAGAAGCAUGUUGAUUGUGAUGUUGAUAAUGAUAGUGUGUUAAUCACGAAGAAGAUAUGAUAUGAGCGCAUUGAUUUCGGUGUGAAGUGUGGUGGCAAAAGUAUUUUGUGCAUCUUAUGGAGCGUCUCAUAGAGGUGCUGAACAGUGGAGUGCAUUCGCGCUAAAAAUUUCGCUUUCAUCCGAAAUUGCGGGAACUGUAGCAGAAAACCGGAGGAGACACUCUAUAAGUUGGUAGUUGUAAUUUACACAGAUUGCAGAACACAGUGUUAAGAGAAAUUGAAAACUAUCAACCGGCAAUGCAUGAAGAGAGCAAACAGUAAAUAUGGCUCGGCAAAUUGCUCCAAAGGUUGAUAUUUGUUGGUGAAUGUAUUUUGAAUGCAGUUCUAAAAUAUUCAAGGAAAGUGACUGAUAAGAAACAGUGAAGUGAGGGGAAAGCUCUGUUCCCAACUCUUUUUCGGAUCCAGAAGAUGCUGAAGAAGGAAAAACCAAUGCUUUCUGUUGCGGCAAUCAUUCAAGCGCAAGGUCGGUGGGAUCGAACCCUCCCGCUGGCCGGAUUUGCAGGUUUCGAUGCGGCGCUGGUCGGUCACAUGGGUCCCCUGUCGCCGCAGGACAUGAAACCGGACCUCAAACCAGACAUCUCGCUGCUGAACGGUACCGUGGGUCCGUUUUCGCCCGGAAAUAACUGCGGCCCGGGCAGUCCGGGGGCGUUCAAUCAACAAGUGGCGGCAGCCCUACAGCAGCAGCAACAGAAUGUCAACAGUCAGCAGAAUAGUAUGAAUCAGCAGCAGCAGAACUCCGGCGGCGGAGGAGGAGGUGGGGGAGGGGGAGGAGGCGGAGGUUCCACCACCCCCACCAACGUCUCCAACCAACAGUAUCCGCCAAAUCAUCCGCUCAGCGGUUCCAAGCAUCUCUGUUCGAUCUGCGGCGAUCGGGCCAGUGGAAAGCAUUACGGUGUCUACAGCUGUGAAGGAUGCAAAGGAUUCUUUAAGCGGACGGUACGGAAAGAUCUGUCCUAUGCCUGCCGGGAGGAGAAGAACUGCAUCAUAGACAAACGCCAAAGAAACCGCUGCCAGUACUGUCGGUAUCAGAAAUGUCUCGCCUGUGGCAUGAAGCGGGAAGCGGUGCAGGAAGAGCGCCAACGGAGUUCCAAGUUUUCCAUCAAGAGCGAAGAAAUCAACUCAACCAGUUCAGUGCGGGAUGUUACCAUCGAGCGAAUCCACGAGGCAGAGCUGCUGGGGGAACAGAAGAGCGGAGAUAAUGCAAUUCCGUACCUGCGGGUCGGGUCAAACUCGAUGAUUCCUCCGGAGUACAAGGGAGCCGUCUCACAUCUGUGCCAGAUGGUGAACAAACAGAUUUUCCAGCUGAUAGACUUCGCCCGGAGAUUACCAAACUUUACCAAUCUGCACCGGGACGACCAGGUGAUGCUGCUUCGAUGCGGCUGGAACGAGAUGCUCAUCGCUUCGGUCGCCUGGCGGAGCAUGGAGUACAUCGAAACCGAACGCUCAGCCGAUGGAAGCCGGGUGACGAUCCGACAACCGCAACUGAUGUGCUUAGGACCCAACUUCACCCUGCACCGGAACAGUGCCCAGCAGGCUGGGGUAGACACACUGUUCGAUCGAAUCCUGUGCGAGCUGGGCAUCAAAAUGAAGAGACUGGACGUUACCCGGGCCGAGCUUGGCGUGCUCAAGGCCAUCAUUCUGUUCAAUCCUGACAUCCGAGGGCUUAAGUCACAGAAAGAAAUUGACCACAUGCGGGAGAAAAUCUACGCCUGUCUAGACGAUCAUUGCAAACAGCAGCACCCGGCCGAGGAUGGGAGGUUUGCCCAGUUGUUACUCCGGUUGCCAGCGCUCCGGUCCAUCAGUCUCAAAUGUCUGGAUCAUUUGAACUUCAUCCGGUUGCUCAGCGAUAAACAUCUGGACAACUUCAUCAUCGAGAUGCUGGAUACUCCUAUGUAAAAAAAAACAAAACCACAGUGAAGCAGUGUGCAAGCCGUGAUAACGCAAAAAAAAAAACUAGACAGAUAGGAUGCAAAUUGAUGAAUGUAGAACGCAAAUUUACAACCACGACAUCGUAAAAUCAAAUUUAAAAAUUACAUAAGAGAAACGUUCGCUUUUUACCACGGUAUUCUUCUCCUCAUCACAUUUAUUAUUUUGUAAUGAAAUGGCACUUACACUAUUGCAUAUUAGGAGCGUUUUUUCUAUUGUGUAUGUACUGCUUUCUGCUUGUGGCAGAAAGCUUCAAGUUUAGGCAUUUUCGUAAUUUAGAGCGGUAAUUAGCGGAAGACUCCAAAAAAUAAAAUACAAAAAAAAUAAACACACUUUAAAUGAAGUUUUAAGCAAAUUGUAGGACACAGUAACUUAUUACAUAAUGAAUAUAUUUUAAUAUAUAUUAAAUCUGAUUUAAAGUAAAGAAAAUGAUUCAAAACAAAACAUGGUGCAAAUAGAUUUUAUAAAAUAAAACAAAAUAAACAAGAAUCGAUUCACGAUCUACAAAUGUUAAAGAAAAAAGAGAAAAAUAAAGUUUAACAUUAUUCGCGCAUUAUAGACAAA
Uranotaenia lowii is the source of this 3190-nucleotide messenger RNA. RefSeq names its product protein ultraspiracle-like. Gene Ontology annotation, cellular component: activator ecdysone receptor complex; nucleus. Lineage: Eukaryota; Metazoa; Arthropoda; Insecta; Diptera; Culicidae. Gene Ontology annotation, molecular function: RNA polymerase II cis-regulatory region sequence-specific DNA binding; zinc ion binding; nuclear receptor activity. The coding region runs from base 1109 to 2596 and encodes 495 amino acids. The record is from RefSeq and is a predicted model, not a curated record. Gene Ontology annotation, biological process: cell differentiation; anatomical structure development; positive regulation of transcription by RNA polymerase II. The transcript has 8 exons.